Molecule: messenger RNA, 3305 nt
Organism: Dunckerocampus dactyliophorus (ringed pipefish)
Lineage: Eukaryota; Metazoa; Chordata; Actinopteri; Syngnathiformes; Syngnathidae
Gene: ampd1
Product: adenosine monophosphate deaminase 1 (isoform M)
Exons: 15
Coding region: 967-3168 (733 amino acids)
Biological process (GO): IMP salvage; AMP metabolic process
Cellular component (GO): cytosol
Molecular function (GO): AMP deaminase activity
Source: RefSeq, a predicted model, not a curated record
CCGGUGUUUAUCUGUGUGUUUGCGUUAAAUGUGGAAGUAGUCAGAACUCUUUAGAUCAAAGGCAUUUUGCAUUCCGAAGAGUGUGAAAUCUUGGUAUGUGGAAAAUAGCAUGAAUGCCCUUAAUUAGUUGAAUGCUGUGAGGUUGGAACGGUCUGAAUCGGUUGAGAAAUGUGGAAGUAGCUUGAACUCUUUAGAUCAAAGGCAUUUUGCGUUUGUUGGAAUUUUUGUGCUGUGGCUAAUAGCAUGAAUGUCCUGACUUUGUUGAAUGAGUUGAUGUUGCAAUGAAGUGAUUUGGUUGAGAAAUGUGGAAGUAGUUGUAGGUAAGGCAGUUUUACGGAAAAACAAUCUAAGUUUCUUAAUUAAAAAAGUAUUUUUUGGCUCUUAAUGCUCUUAAUGGCAGCCUCACUUUAGCUGGUCAUAAGAUAACUAUUCAAUUUUUAUCUGGAAAAAGCAGAUAUCUUCUGUGGAAAACUGAUUAAAAAUGGGAAAAUAAAUCACUUUCCUUUUAUAUUGUAAUAAUGUACAUUUUUGAGUGGUGACAUUUUGUAAUUAUUUUGUCCUUUUUUUUGCUGUUAUUUUACUGUUGUUGUAUUCCCCCUUUAAAGUGAGUCAGUACAACGAUGUACAAAGCCGCAAGUUGAAAGUAAUGCUAUGAUUUUCUUCCCUAAAGGCCUUUGCAUGCAGUCACUUUGUGACCUAAAAUAGAGGAGGACACUUGUGAUGUGUGUGUAAAGAUUGAGCGUAAAGUCAGGGGGGUGUCUUGCCGAGGAACACAUUUUAGUGUGGGGGUCCGGUUACCAGCACGCCUUCUACAGGAAAGGACUGACGGGAGCUUCAUAUUGCCGUGACCCAGCACUUGGCAUUGCACACUCCCACCAAGCAGCAGUGGUCCUUCACUCCAGUGACCACCACCACCCAACACGCUCAUUUCACGCCAGGGAGAGACGUGCACCAAGCAAGUCAACCAUGCCGAAGCUUCUGGUACAGGAGACCGACGAUAAGAUGCGGGCCUUUGCCGAGCAGGUCUUUGCAUCCGAGACCAAAGGUGAGGACAUCCGCGAUGAAAUCUCCGUCUUCGACGUGGCUGAGGACUGUCCCAUCCUCCACCACGAGAUGGCGCACCACCUGCAUGCCGACGACGACAUCGAGAAGCGCAAGAGGCGCUGUCGCACCAUGGCCGUCCCUGCUUCUGCUGCUGCCCACAAGGCCGCUGCUGACCCUGUAGUGUCAGUGGAAGUGGACACGCCCACUUACCUGGAAGUACCUGACUUCCAGAGAGUGGCCAUCAUUGGAGACUACGCCUCAGGGGUUACCAUGGAUGACUUUGAGCUGUCCUGCAAAGGUCUUUACCGCGCUUUGACCAUCAGAGAGAAGUACAUGAGGCUGGCCUACCAGCGCUUCCCACGCACUGCCUCUCAGUACCUGCGUGACAUCGAGGGGGAGACCUUCAAGGUGGAGGACCAGGUGCAGCCGGUCUUCACUCCGCCUCCGAAGAACGACGAUGACCCAUUUGAGACAGCCAACCUUCCGGAGAGUCUGGGCUGUGUUGCCCGCAUGAAGGACGGUCUGAUCUACGUGUACGACAGUGACGCCGCCGCCGACAACCAUCAGCCGAGAGACUUGCCCUGUCCUGAAUACAACACCUUCAUCGACGACAUGAACUUCCUCAUCGCGCUCAUCGCGCAGGGACCCACCAAGACGUACACUCACCGCCGUCUUAAGUUCCUCAUGUCCAAGUUCAACGUGCAUGAGAUGCUGAAUGAGAUGGAGGAGAUGAAGGAGCUGAAGAAGAACCCUCACAGGGACUUCUACAACUGCAGGAAGGUGGACACUCACAUCCACGCUGCAGCCUGCAUGAACCAGAAACAUCUUCUGCGCUUCAUCAAGAAGUCAUACCGCGUGGACGCCGACCGCGUGGUCCACAACCUCAACGGACGCGAGGUCACCAUGAAGGAGCUCUUUGAGUCGCUCAGCCUGCAUCCUUACGACCUCACCGUGGACUCGCUGGACGUGCACGCCGGCAGACAGACGUUCCAGCGUUUUGACAAGUUCAAUGCUAAGUACAACCCAGUGGGAGCCAGCGAGCUGCGUGACCUCUACUUGAAGACUGAGAACCACAUCAACGGAGAGUACUUUGCCACCAUCAUUAAGGAAGUAGCCAGUGACCUGGAGGACGCCAAGUACCAGUACGCCGAGCCUCGUCUAUCCAUCUAUGGCUGCACGGCUGCCGAGUGGGACAAAUUGUCCAACUGGUUUGUCAAGCACAGAGUCUACUCCCCGCAUCUCAAGUGGAUGAUCCAAGUACCCAGGAUCUAUGACAUCUUCAGAGGCAGGAACUUUGUGCCUCACUUUGGAAAGAUGCUGGAGAAUAUUUUCCUCCCUGUCUUCAAGGCCACAAUCGACCCAAAGUCGAACCCAGACCUCAGCAUCUUCCUCAAGCAUGUGACAGGUUUUGACAGCGUGGAUGACGAGUCCAAGCACAGUGGUCACAUGUUCUCCACCAAGAGCCCCAAACCAGAGGAGUGGGACAUCGUAAAGAACCCGUCCUACACUUACUACAUCUACUACAUGUACGCCAACAUCGCUGUACUCAACCAGCUGAGGAGACAGCGGGGGAUGAACACGUUCAUGUUCAGGCCUCACUGCGGCGAAGCAGGCGCCAUCACUCACCUGCUGGCUGCCUUCAUGACGGCCGACAACAUCUCUCACGGUCUCAACCUCAAAAAGAGUCCAGUGCUGCAGUACCUGUACUUCCUGACCCAGAUCCCUAUUGCCAUGUCUCCCCUGAGCAACAACAGUCUGUUCCUGGAGUAUGCCAAAAACCCCCUGCUGGAGUUCCACAAGAAAGGCCUGGUGGUCUCUCUGUCCACUGAUGACCCCAUGCAGUUCCACUACACCAAGGAGCCUCUGAUGGAGGAGUACGCCAUCGCAGCUCAGGUGUUCAAGCUGAGCACCUGCGACAUGUGUGAGAUCUCCAGGAGCAGUGUGCUGCAGAGCGCAAUGUCUCAUGAGGAGAAGAGUCACUUCCUGGGCCAGCACUACCUUAAAGAGGGUCCUGAGGGCAACGACAUCCGUAAGACGAACGUGGCCCAGAUCCGUAUGGCAUACCGCUUUGAGACACUGUGCUACGAACUCAACCUCAUCAAAGAGGGCCUGAAGGCUGAAUAAAAGUAACGCGCACACAAGUGGAAAUGAAUGCCAUUAGAGAGACGCUGAUGUUGUUUCAUUUGGAGACUUGGUGAUGACCAUAGUGUGAUCUUCUUUAUGGAGGUGCAUCAUGUACAAGAAUGAAAGCGCAUUAAAAU